AUGCAGCUACUUCUUGAACAGCUUCAUGUAAAAAAAACUAUACGAAUUCCAGUGAUUCACAGCCAAUUUCAAGAAGAAGUCUACAGUUUAGCCCAGUUUAUCCCUUAUUUUUAAAGAAUUAUCCGAAUUAUCGCAACAGUCGGUAAAGAGUUGCCACUUGUCGCCAGUUGCGUAUUCUUCAUAUUCCGAGUUGGAGCGCCAGUUCCGACUGUACAAUUUUGUAUGAAAUUUUCACGAAAGACAGUUUAUUCGUUUUAAUAAAAACAAUACUGAAAAUUUAGUAAUAAUUAGACUUCUAAUUAAUAAAUAUAAUUUUCAUAUACAUAGAUAAUCGCUUUGGACUUAUUUUAGUAUUCGUGUUGGUAUCUUGGGUAUAUAUUGCCACGUCGAGACUUUAAGUUCAAAAGCCAAAUCCAGUUUGACAGAUGCCAAAAUGGUUAAAGACGAUCGAACGAAAGAACAUAUAAAAGAGUUGACAAAACAUGAUAAAUAUUCGAUUUUAUUACCUACGUAUAACGAGAGAGAAAACUUGCCAAUAAUAAUAUGGCUUAUCGUCAAGUACAUGGAUGAGUGUGGAAGUGGCUAUGAAGUCAUAGUGAUCGAUGACGGUUCUCCAGAUGGUACGCAGGACGUUGCGAAGCAACUGCAAAAAAUUUAUGGAGAAGAGAAAAUACUGUUAAGACCAAGAGAAAAGAAAAUGGGUCUCGGAACAGCAUACAUACAUGGAAUUAAACAUGCUAGUGGGAAUUUCAUUGUUAUAAUGGAUGCUGAUCUUUCUCACCAUCCAAAAUUUAUUCCAAAAAUGAUUGAGCUACAGAGAUACUUGGACCUAGACAUUGUCAGUGGUACAAGAUACAUUGGAGAUGGUGGUGUUUACGGUUGGGACUUCAAGAGAAAAUUAGUUAGUAGAGGCGCCAAUUUUUUAACACAGCUAAUGCUGAGACCUGGGGCUAGCGAUUUGACUGGUAGUUUCAGACUAUACAAAACGCACGUACUGGAAAAACUCAUUGAAUCUUGCGUGUCCAAGGGCUAUGUAUUCCAAAUGGAAAUGAUAGUCAGAGCCCGACAACUCAACUACACAAUAGGCGAGGUUCCUAUAAGUUUCGUUGACCGGGUAUACGGAGAAUCGAAACUUGGUGGUUCUGAGAUAUUCCAGUUUAUUAAAGGUCUUCUAUAUUUAUUUGCCACCACAUAGCCAAAAAUUAACUUUUAACAAUUGUUCCAUGUACAAUAAAGGCCUUCACAACGGUCGUCAUAUAUUACUGUAUAAUUGACAAUUCGUGUACAAUAUUAUUAAAAUAAACGAUUUCUUCUUAAUAAAAA
Molecule: messenger RNA, 1323 nt
Organism: Cephus cinctus (wheat stem sawfly)
Lineage: Eukaryota; Metazoa; Arthropoda; Insecta; Hymenoptera; Cephidae
Gene: Dpm1
Product: probable dolichol-phosphate mannosyltransferase
Exons: 4
Coding region: 434-1195 (253 amino acids)
Biological process (GO): protein O-linked glycosylation via mannose; GPI anchor biosynthetic process
Cellular component (GO): endoplasmic reticulum membrane
Molecular function (GO): dolichyl-phosphate beta-D-mannosyltransferase activity
Source: RefSeq, a predicted model, not a curated record